GAGACGCGAUGUGCCAGCUCGAUGUUGUCAAAAAGGCCGCUCAGAAAGCUGGUUAAUGGCGCUACUUUCGGCGGCCUAUGAAAUAGUGCGGGGCAAUUAAAGCUUUAUUUCUCACUGUGUGUUGUUCAGAUCGCCGAAUAGCUGGACUUAACACCACGAUAUGCAGUGAUGAAGCGGGUUAGGACUGAGCAAAUCCAGUACACAGUGGCUCAGUACCUGAAGCGACGGCAGUAUGUGGACACUGAGAGUUCCUCCAAAGGGGCCAAACUCUCUCAGUCUGCUGAGGAAAUGGCGGCAAAUCUCAUGGGUAUGAGCUCAGCAAGUCUUCUCUACUCUUUCUCUCUCUCAUUCCAGGCUGAGUCUGGCUGUGCCCAUGUGGUGUCUGCUGCCCCCUGCCAGGCGGACCCACAGCAGUAUGAGAAGCAGUUUUCCAGGCUGCGUGCCUUCCUCUCCGACGCUGAUGUGUCCUGGGGUCAGGAGGUGAGCGGCCUGCUCUAUCCGCUCUUCGUCUACCUGUACCUAGACAUGGUGCACUGCGGCCUGAAGAGUGCCGUCGACAGCUUCUACAGUCGCUUCCAGGGGCUCUUCCUGCAGGACGCCGAGCAGAGGGAUAUCGUUGAGCUGUUGCGGCAUGUCCUCACCUCACAGGACGUUUUCUCCAACCCCAAGCUCUCCGCUUUCCUUGACCACAAAUAUGUGGUGCACCUGACUGAGCCAGCCUACAGCUACCUGCUGCGUUACCUGCAGAGUGGGGACAAUGGCGCCCUCUGCUGGGUGCUGAGUGCCCACAUGCAGGUUGAGGUCACUGCAGUCCAGCGGAUGGGCUACCAGCUAUAUGGAUCGGCUCCUGGUGCUGGGUCUUCCUCACGGGGGGGGGACGCAGCAGAGGGUCUGGAUCCCGCCAACAUGACGUCCAGCAUACUCCACAAUGAGGCCGCGAUGGAGUCACUGCAGGACAGCAUCAAACGCGUGAAGGACGGGCCGCCAUCGCUUACCACCGUCUGCUUCUACGCCUUCCACCACACCGAGCAGCUGCUCAACACCGCCGAGAUUUCGGCUGACAGCAAGCUCCUGGCCGCCGGCUUUGACAACUCCUGCGUUAAGCUGUGGAGCCUGCGGGCGCGCAAGCUCAAGGCGGAGCCCCACCUGGUGGACGUGGCACGCGUGCAUCUGGCCUGUGACGUGCUUGACGACGAGGCUGAGGAUGAGGACGGCAUCGGCAGCGAGAUGAAGGUCCUACGGGGCCACUCGGGCCCCGUGUACCGCACCGCAUUCCUGACGGACAGCUCGGGCCUGCUCUCCUGCUCUGAGGACUCCACCGUCCGCUACUGGAAUCUGAGCAACUUCACCAACACUGUGCUGUACCAGGGCCAUGCCUACCCAGUGUGGGACAUAGACAUUAGCCCCUGCAGCCUGUACUUCGCCAGCAGCUCCCAGGACCGUACGGCGCGCCUCUGGACCUUCAGCCGCACGUACCCCCUGCGGCUGUACGCGGGACACCUGGCUGAUGUCGACUGUGUCAAAUUCCACCCCAACUCGAACUACGUGGCCACGGGUUCCACGGACAAGACCGUGCGACUGUGGAGCACCCAGCAGGGCAGCUCAGUGCGCCUCUUCACGGGACACCGCGGCCCCGUGUUCACCCUGGCCUUCUCCCCGAACGGCAAGUACCUGGCGUCGGCUGGCGAGGACCAGCGCCUCAAGCUGUGGGACCUGGCAUCGGGGGUACUCUUCAAGGACCUACGCGGUCACACGGACACCAUCAGCAGCCUGUCAUUCAGCCCCGACAGCAGCCUGGUUGCCUCAGCUUCCAUGGACAACUCGGUGCGGGUGUGGGACCUCCGCAACGCCCACGGCAGCAGCACCAGCGCCGGUGACGGCUCAUCCAGCGAGCUGGUGGGGCUCUACACUGGCAAUACUAGUAACAUGCUCAGUGUCCAGUUCAUGGCCUGCAACCUGCUGCUGGUGACAGGGACGGCACUGGAGAAGCAUGAGCACUAGCCUGACUGCAGGGGGCGCUAUCUAGAGGCGAGACUAAAACACAGCACAGACGGUGAGAUGGGGGGGGGCAGGACGAUUGGGCUCCCCAGGCAGCUGCACUGUGUUGAGGUCCAAAUACGAGCAGUGUUAGCGGAGCCCCUUAAGCCCUGGACUGUUUACAGAGAGCUGUACACUGACAGCAUGGCUGCCGGCACUCGGAUCUCCAUGAAGGGCAGAGCAAAGCACUAUAUAUAAGUUAAUUUUGUGCCAAAGUGGGACACCACUAUGCUUUUUUGGGUCUUGGUUUCAUUUUCGUUCUUGGCGCUCAUUUUGCUGGAAGAAUACUAGAGUAAAAUGUUGUAAUGCUGUACUGGGUCAAGACGAGGAAAUAAAGCCAGUUGCAAUACUGCAGCAAAAUUGCCAGCGGACAACAAUAUUUAGUUUUGUCAGGGUCAGUUCCUAAUAAAGCCUGUCUGUCCUUAGUAGCGGCUUCUUUGUAUGAGCCCAGAAUGUUUGAGUGAGAAGAUGUUUUUGGGCAAUAAAAAAAAAGUCGUUUAAAUGUAUGUGGGCAAAACAAUUGUGAAGCAUUUAAAUUCCCACAAUCUACAUUUACCAAAAACAUGAUUCUGAAUGUACAGGGCACUGCGCUGCUCAUAUUUUGCUCUUUUUUUUUUGUUGGUAAAAUAUAGAAUAGGAUCUUUAAAUACUAAUAUUCAAUUCAUAUCUCUGAGUGUCACUUGAUUUAGAUAUUGAGAUGGAAAAAUAUUUGUAUUAAUCUUCUAAGGAUAUAUUUACAUGGAGUCCCUGUUAUAAUUUUCCACGUUUUAGCUAAAACUGGAACAAAAAUGCUGUCCGGCACUGGUAUUGUGUUUUUGUUUUGGGUUAUUUUGGACAGCAGUAUAAUAUUUCAUAUUUACCAUGUGAAGCUCACUGUGAUGCACUCACUGAAAUGUUAAAUAUGUCUUGUGUGUAUCCAAGACACAUUACCUGUCAUUUAAGUACAUAAUGCUCAGUGACCGUAUUAGUAUUUCAGAGGUGGAAAAAUAUUUCAAAUUCAAAAUCCCGUUUGUAGUUAUUUCAUACAGCUAAAUAUUAAUUUUGUCAUUUGGAAUAUUCAAGUUGAACCAUCGUCUUAUUUGUCAGUCAUCUGUCGCUGUAUUGUGAAAUAAAAUCCCAAGUGUACAUCAAA
Molecule: messenger RNA, 3169 nt
Organism: Brienomyrus brachyistius
Lineage: Eukaryota; Metazoa; Chordata; Actinopteri; Osteoglossiformes; Mormyridae
Gene: taf5l
Product: TAF5-like RNA polymerase II, p300/CBP-associated factor (PCAF)-associated factor
Exons: 5
Coding region: 169-2001 (610 amino acids)
Biological process (GO): regulation of DNA-templated transcription
Cellular component (GO): histone acetyltransferase complex; nuclear protein-containing complex
Molecular function (GO): protein binding; transcription coactivator activity
Source: RefSeq, a predicted model, not a curated record